AUGUCCACGAUAUCAUAUUUGACUGUUUACAACGCACACAACGGUGUAUCCAUCAAAAUACCCAAACCCAUUAGAUUCCAUAGUCUCGGCAACUUUAAAGAGUAUUUGAUCCAAGCCUUUUCUAUUGAUGGCGUAGAGAAUUUGUUUCUACUAAGUUCAUUUGGCAUCAAAGUAAAUUUCAACCAUAUAAAUGAAACUAGCGAUGUUUUGGUAUUUGAUAAGAGAUUAUUCGCUGACAAGAUUGAUCAAAGAGUUUUACAAGGAUACUUGAGCGACUCAAAUUACCAGAAUAAAAGAACUAAAAAAAUAGAUGCCCUGCCGUUAAGAACAGAAACAGCAGCAACAACAACAUUCGAGACACCAUCAUUGUCAGUAGCCAACGCGGUUGUGAACGAACAGAAUUUACAGGGUAUUCUCCGGGUUUAUAAUAACUGGGCUCGAAACUUGCUAGACGAGUGUAACAGGAUAGGAGAAGAAUGUUCUAGUCUAAUUAAGCAAAUCAAUGCUAUAUUUCAAUCAUUAACAUCAAUCUUACAAUUUGCUGGCAAGUUUAUUGAUGACAUUACCCAAGGAUUUUACCACCAUUAUAACUAUGUCAAAUUACUCAAUUACAAAAAUGCUCACUCACAUCUACUGGCGAAUUUCAAGACAUUGCAACAAUUUCCUCCAGUUAUGGUUAAUGGCAGUCAUAUAAAUUUAGUAGACUUUAUUGAAUACAAAAGUCUCAAAAUGUCUGCAGACCAUAAUCUGAAACAUCUUCCUGUUGUGGUUAAGCAGUUUGAAGAUUUGAAACGUGUAACAAAGGAAGUUGAUGAUAGUCGUCAUAGGGUUGACCAAGCGAUUGAAGAAUUAAGAGGCGAAUCAAUUAAAAAAUUCAAGAGUCUCAAGAGCGAUGAGUUGUUACAAAAUGUUCGCUCAACGGUGCAAAGUAUUCUUGAAAAGAGCUCAGAAUUAGAGUCUACCGCCAUUGUGCAAUUAAAACAAUUCUAUAGUACCCAAAAGAACCAAACCUCGAAAGCUUUAGAGGAAAUGGCCUUUCAGAUGCAAUCGAACUUGAAUGAUUUACUAGAUUUUAGAAAAAGGCUCACAAAGGAAGGACCAACACUUUUCAGAACUAUUGCGAAUAUACAGUUGAGGAUGGUAAAUUUUAGAACUGCUUAUAAGUCACUUGCUGAGGAACAAAGAAGUGAACAAAUAGGCAGACAAGCAGACAAGCAACCAUCUAGUGCCAAUGAUAGCAUAAAAAAUAUUGCUGAUAUUAAAAUUCACGAUGAUAGGCUUACAUUAGUAAAAGACUUGCCCUUGAUUUUUGGAUAUUGUUUAAUAGAAAGGAGAAGACAAUAUGAAUGGAAUGAUUUUUUUGCAAAAGGGAUCGUUGACAAUGUUUCUGAGCAAUUGGCAAGCAUAGUCGAUGCCGAAAAUAACGCUCGUAAAUUAUGGAACCUCAGAUAUGGGAUGGAAAAAUUGUCAAUAAUUAAACCUCGACAACAACUUCGAGAGCUACUCCUACAACAACAACAACAACAACAACAGCAGCAUCAGCAGCAGCUGCUGCAAUACACGGUACUACUGUCCCGAAUACCUUUUGUUGAUAUAUCAUUUUCUGGCAAAAGCAAUAUUAAUGUACCUAUACUUGAAGGUAUAGAUGUGCAGAGGGAUGAUAUUUUGAAAUAUAUACAACUUAUUGAGGAGUCUUCCUUUGGGCAGACAUGUGCCGAGCAGCUCCGAAAGAGGUAUUCAGAAAUGAAAGCAUCAACUGAAACGAUGAAGUACAUUACAAGAGGAGUCUCUUCCUUGAGACAUAUUAAACUAUCAAGUCCAAAGACCGAUGGUAGUGGGCCAGGCGAUGGAAGCAGAAGCGAUAUGAAUGUUAAUGCGGUGGAAGCAGAAUAUACUGUAGUACGAGAGCUCAAGUCCCGAAUCAAUAAGCUAGAAAGCCUACUUCAUCAAUACCAAUAUCGCAACAUCAACAGUUGGCCAGUGACACGGAAUAACCUGGAUAAUAGGAUGAGUCUUAUUGUGGAUUCAAAGCAAAUAGCUUCGCAAACCCCGCUCACAGACCCGACUAAACUUCUCUCAAGAAAUCCAUCAACAUCAAGAAACGGAGGAUCUCAACCGAGCUCAGCCCACUCUCAAGAGGUUCAGGGAGCUCAUGGACUUGAAUCUUCUUCUAUUGAUAAGCAUCUCGAUAAUAUCAAGUUGCGGAAAAUUAAUUCAGAUCUAAAAGCAACCAACGAAACGCUUUUGAAGGAUAUCGCAGUGAAGGACCAAGAAAUUGCACAGCUACAAUUGCAAAUAGAAGACAUGAAAGUCUCGCACAAUAAUAAGGUUAAUAAAUUGAAUCAAGUUAUUGAGGAUGGUGAAGAAAAGCUUAGACUUCAGAAACUAGAAUCUAAAUUAGACAAGAAGGAGGUUGAGAAUCUCGAGAGCAAAGUUACUGCAAAGAAUGCCCAAAUACGUGAUUUGACGGAUGAAAAAACUGCUGAAGCUAAUCUCGUUGCCGAUUUAAAACAUAAAUUGGAGCAGCUGACUAAACUUGUUUCUGCUCUUCGCAAUGAAUUAAACGAUUCGUCCAAGAUGAAAAAUGACCUUUUAUCAAAUAUGUCGUCAAAGGAGGCGGAGUUUGCACUUGAGCGCAACAAGUAUAUUGAAGAUAUUGCUAGGUGGAAGGCUAAAUUUGAAGAAGCCAGCGAUGAUUAUGAGAAUUUGAUGGAGUUGACUCAAACAAAACAAUUAAAGCACGAAAGUGUUGUGGAUGAUCUAUAUAAAACCAGUAUUAAUUUUAUGACAAUUAUCAAGUUUCUUGUUGGUAAGUUGUAUGACAACUUUAGGGAAACUUGUGUUAUAUUGGAGUCAAUGGGAUUGCUUUUGGUGAAGGAGGAUAAAAUUUAUAAGAUUAAGCGCGUUAAGGGGCUCAAGUCAAAAAAAUUGAGCAAUGGUGACCUUGACCCAACAUCGCCAUCAGUUCAUUCUACCGACAAUAUACCAAACUCACGAGUUGUUGAAGAAAUAAAAGCAAAAUUAAAUUGGUUGGACGAUCUACCACUUCUUCAAACAAGCAUGCCAGAUAGUUUUUAUUCUUCUUUUGGAAUUGAAAAUGGCAAUGACGAUAAAGGUAUUGGAACUGGCGACAAAACCGCCUGUAACACUGAUGUAGGUGACCAGCAUUUAGAAAAUGCCAAGAAACUAAGAACUGCAUUUGAUGAAAAUUUCCGUUUGGAUGCACCUUCAAAGCUUGAAGAAUUCUUGAAAGUGAUUAGUUUCUCAGAAAAUGUCCAUUUAGUUGACCAACAUUCGACUAGUACUCAAUUCUUUGUCAAUGCAAUAUUAAAGAGAUUUAAAGACGUCGAAGGGUUUGCCAAGAAAAUAAGCAAAGAUUUGAAAGCUAAGGAUCAAGAAAUAAACAAGUUUCAUUCGCGAACGAGAAACAAGAUAGCAAUAAAGAAUUUUGAAGUUGGUGAUUUGUUAUUAUUUUUGCCAACCAAACUUGAAAAUGGUUCUGGUGCUAAUGAAGACCACAAUACAAAUCAACCAUGGGCCGCUUUUAAUGUUGGGUCUCCACAUUAUUUUUUAAAAAAUGGUAAUGGUGAUGGUAAUGGCAACAAUGAUGAGGUAGAAAAAAACCCGGCUUUGAAUGCAAAAGAGUGGUUUAUUGGUCGUGCAAAAAGCAUUGUGGAAUACAGGGUCACGGAGGAUAAUUUUGCUUCUUUUGAAGCAAACCCUUUCCACUUAAGUAUUGGAGUGACUUGGUAUAUGGUUGAGGCCGAGGCCGAGAGGAAAAGCAAAUAA
Lodderomyces elongisporus is the source of this 3789-nucleotide messenger RNA. RefSeq names its product autophagy protein (gene ATG11). Gene Ontology annotation, molecular function: molecular adaptor activity; protein kinase binding. The transcript has a single exon. Lineage: Eukaryota; Fungi; Ascomycota; Pichiomycetes; Serinales; Debaryomycetaceae. Gene Ontology annotation, cellular component: phagophore assembly site membrane; Atg1/ULK1 kinase complex. Bases 1 to 3789 code for a protein of 1262 amino acids. Gene Ontology annotation, biological process: positive regulation of protein phosphorylation; piecemeal microautophagy of the nucleus; autophagy of mitochondrion. The record is from RefSeq and is a predicted model, not a curated record.